UCCGCGCAGAGGCCAGUAGACGGGGUAGUGUCAAUACUACAACAAACAAACAAAACAAAACAAAAAACAACAACACUGGGACAGUUUUAAAUUCCUCAAGUAUAAAAAGGGAACUAAGGUUGCAUCACGUAUAAAAGAGCUCUGCGAGGAACGGCAACAUGUUCACUUGGGUAAAUAAGGAACAGGGUGGAAGGAACAAGGAGGGAGACAUGUUUCAAACGGUGACUGAAGGACUUCAGAGUCUUUAUGCUAAAAAACUUCUGCCUUUGGAGGAGACCUACCUUUUCCAUGACUUCCACUCACCGGCGCUGGAGGAUGCGGACUUCCAGAACAAACCUAUGGUCCUGCUGGUCGGACAGUAUUCCACAGGGAAGACCACUUUCAUACGGUAUCUUCUGGAGCAAGAUUUUCCGGGGAUGCGAAUUGGCCCCGAACCAACGACAGAUGGAUUCAUAGCUGUAAUGUAUAAUGAGAACGAGGGAAUUGUUCCUGGAAAUGCUUUGGUUGUGGACCCCAAGAAACCUUUCCGCAAACUCAAUGCAUUUGGAAAUGCCUUCUUAAACAGGUUCAUCUGCUCACAAAUGCCCAACCAAGUUCUGCAGAGCAUUAGCAUCAUUGACACGCCGGGGAUUUUGUCUGGUGAGAAGCAGCGCAUAAGCAGAGGCUAUGAUUUCUCUGAGGUUCUGCGCUGGUUUGGAGAGCGAGUGGACCGUAUCAUUCUCCUCUUUGAUGCCCAUAAGCUAGACAUAUCUGAUGAAUUUUCUCAAGCGAUCAAAGCUUUCCGUGGGCAAGAUGACAAAAUCCGUGUGGUACUGAACAAGGCCGAUCAGGUGGACACUCAGCAGCUAAUGCGGGUUUAUGGUGCGCUGAUGUGGUCUCUGGGGAAGGUGAUCAAUACUCCAGAGGUGGUGAGGGUCUAUCUCGGCUCUUUUUGGGCCAAACCUCUUCAAAAUGCAGAGAACCGGCAUCUGUUUGAAGCCGAAACACAAGAUGUCUUCAGAGACAUCCAGAGUUUGCCUCGCAACGCUGCCCUGCGUAAGCUGAAUGACCUCAUCAAAAGAGCUCGUCUUGCUAAGGAGCAACUGCAACACUACGACUUCAGCAAGUUCCCUUCUUUGAAGGUGAAGUUGAUUGAAUCUGUGGACAGAAUGUUGUCCACCAAGAUCUCAAGCCUGAUGAACAUGAUCCGAGAGGAAGAAAGCAAGCAGCCUACUCAGAUGGUAAUGGGUGGAGCCUUUGAGGACUCGUCCGACGGGCCUUUCGGCCACGGCUAUGGUGAGGGUAUCAGUGCAGGGGCUGAUACUGAGGACUGGAUUGUGAGUCGCGACAAACAUCGCUACGAUGAAAUCUUCUACACACUGAUGCCUAUCAAUGGGAAAGUAACUGGCAUCAAUGCCAAGAGGGAGAUGAUGAAUUCUCGUCUGCCCAACACUGUACUGGGAAAGAUCUGGAAGCUGGCAGACUGUGAUAAGGACGGCAUGCUGGAUGAUGAAGAAUUUGCUCUUGCUCAGCAUCUUAUUAAAAUCAAACUGGAGGGAUUUGAGCUUCCUAUAGAGCUUCCAAAUCACCUAGUACCUCCAUCGCACAGAAAGGACCCCACUGCAGACAUCUUGUACAACCACCAGGAGGAUUGAUCACAUUCAUAUCUGUAUAUUUAUCAGCCAGCUGCUAGCACAAAGUGGCCUUUGAAUAUUGAAGUCUUACUUCAUUGAAAGGGAUGAAGUUUUAUUGGUUAAGCCAUCUUUCAUCUUCAGCAGUGCUGUUAAAAUUAGACAUGUAUGACUUUAACAUGCCUAAGAUUGAGUAUGUUUUAAUAUAAGUGCACUAAUUCAGUGUUUUGAAAGACAUACAUAUUUUUGAAAGGCAUACAAAUUUAAAUUACAGCCCAUAUAAUUGUGAUUACUUCUAAAUCCAUGACCUUGUUAUUUCACCAUGUGCUUGCAGAUUGUGAAAAUGGAUGGCAGUGCAGUUUCAAUAUUAUAUUACAUUUCAUAUUAAAUAACAAUUUUGGUUAAGUAUGCAUGACAGCAGCCAAAAAAAUACCCAUACAUGACACACUAUCACAGAAGCACUGACAGAAGUAUCCAUUCAUUUCACUCAUUCUGACAGAGUGUGAAUAUCUAUUAAAUUAAUUUCGAAACACACAUUCUUUUUUUUUUUACUUUAAUCUUUUCCUUGAAUGUACAUUUUUGUAUGAACUGGAAAAAAAUACUACAUACAGGGUUUACAGGGUCCUUAAAAUGUCUUACAUUUAGUUCUAGCCUAUUGAAUUUAAGGCCAUAAAAAGUCUUAAAUGUUACAAGCAAGUUUUAAUUAUGAUUUCAAGAGGUCCUAAAUUUGUGGACGGAAAGACUAGAAUUGUGAUAUGGCUGAAUGUGACUAUUAAACUUCAAAAGGCUUUGAUUUCAUUAAAUAAACAUGAGAAACCACUAUAUUUCUGCCUUUUCGAAAGUGCCUCCUGCUGGCAGAAAAUGAAUUUGCAUUUUCAA
Sinocyclocheilus rhinocerous is the source of this 2489-nucleotide messenger RNA. Its product is annotated as EH domain-containing protein 4-like. Gene Ontology annotation, biological process: endocytosis; endosomal transport. Gene Ontology annotation, cellular component: cytoplasm; plasma membrane. NCBI's taxonomy places the organism in Eukaryota, Metazoa, Chordata, Actinopteri, Cypriniformes, Cyprinidae. The transcript is spliced from 5 exons. Gene Ontology annotation, molecular function: calcium ion binding; GTP binding; protein binding. Bases 159 to 1634 code for a protein of 491 amino acids. The record is from RefSeq and is a predicted model, not a curated record.